CUGCUUUAUUCAUUGACUUCAUUGAUUUUCCGGAUCAUUUACGCUCGGGUUGAGUAGGUUUGGCUGAUGACUUGCAGCGUAUGUAGGAUUUGAUUUUGGCGAAUUGAGAAACUGUUUGGCGAUGCGACUUGGGAGUUUUUUAGGGUUACCGUCGUUGUAGUUGGUUACGGGAGCUGCAAAGUUGAAUUUGGGAUUGUGACGUUGAUUUUGGUAUUGCUUUGAGAUAGUCGGAAGGUUUCGAGAGUAGUCCAUGAAGCUUCUAUGCUCAACGGAUCUCUUUCUAAUCUAGAGACUUUGCAUUUCUUGUUGUAUCAGUCACUGGCAUGUUGUAAUGUAGGCAUUGAUUUGACGUUAUUGGAUUUACGAUUGGAUCCUGUCAUGUUCUUUGAUUUUCCUGAGGUCGGUAGCACAUAAUGCCCUGAAGUGUCGCAGCGGAUUGUACUAUGCCUGUUGCUUGGGGUAGUUUCAAUUGAGGGAUUGUCAUCAACUGACUCGAUGUAAGUGAUACGUGACCAGUCUGUUACAUCUUUGCAGUCGUAGCCAUUUCAUACGUUACGAAUACUGUGCACAAUAAGCUCGGUCAUCUGGUGGCAAACACGUGGAAUUCAUCAUGGGGGCGACACGGAAAUUACAAGGAGAAAUUGACAAAGUUCUGAAGAAAGUGCAAGAAGGCGUCGAUGUCUUCGAUAGUAUCUGGAACAAGGUGUACGAUACUGAAAAUGCAAAUCAGAAGGAGAAGUUCGAGGCCGAUUUAAAGAAAGAGAUCAAGAAGCUACAGCGUUAUCGUGAUCAAAUCAAGAUGUGGAUUCAAUCCAGUGAGAUUAAAGACAAAAAGGCUUUACUUGAGGCUCGGAAGCAGAUAGAGAGAGAAAUGGAAAGAUUUAAAGUAUGUGAGAAGGAAACCAAGACAAAAGCAUUUUCCAAAGAAGGCCUGGGUCAACAACCUAAAACGGAUCCACGAGAUAAAGCAAAAGGGGAGUCACGCGAUUGGCUUAACAAUAUGGUUAGUGAGCUGGAAUCUCAAAUUGACUCUUUCGAAGCAGAGAUGGAAGGCCUUCAAGUCAAAAAAGGAAAGGCCCGGCCUCCCCGUUUGACUCAUCUCGAGGAGUCAAUCAAUCGACAUAAAUUGCACAUCAUAAAGUUGGAACUAGUGUUGCGUCUAUUGGACAAUGACGAACUAUCUCCUGACGAGGUGAUGGAAGUAAGAGAUCUAGUUGAGGACUACGUUGAACGUAAUCAGGAUGAUUUUGAUAAUUUCGAGGACGUUGACGACAUAUACCAAUCUCUACCUCUUGAUAAGAUUGAAGCACUGGAAAAUCUGGAAGCAAUACCAAAUGUUGCUCCUUCUAUUGUCGUCAAAGAGAAGGCUGCAGUUGCAGCAGCUGCUGGAGUUGGUGCACCUCUUGGUUCUGUUCUGAAACCCACUAUUUCUUUGCCAGUUGUUCAAUCCGUCACUGCUUCAUCACUAGGAAUAUCCCCUCUUGUCUCUCCAUCAUCACAACCGCUUGCCAACGAUGACAUUUUGACUUCUUCAGAAUCAUCUGCCGAGUCUCCAGGGCCCCGGACACGAGGUGCCCCUACGUUAGCAACGUCUCCCACAAGUAGUAUAUCAACUUCAAGCUCUUCUGCAGCCGUACUUAGUGUUAGUCCAGUGGCAAGUGGAGGUGUUACUUCACCUUCAACUGGAGCUGGAUCCCUGUCCCGCCAGCUCGGCACUUUGAACACUAUGGGUACUCCAACCGUUAUCUCCCCUGCAAGGCCUGUGUCAGUAAAAUCUCUACCUACAGCUUCUGCUCUUCAACCCACUCUUUCGCAAGGUCGAAUGAAAGAGGAGGAUACAAAUGUGCUCCCAGGACGGCGUGUAGGACCAGGAUUGAGUGAAACUUCCAUUCGGGGACAGUCCCCUCCUCCUGUUACGGCACCUGGGAAUGGAAGCCUUCUAGUGUCUCCCGCGAUGGAUUUGAGUAUGAGGCUUGGUGUCACUGGUGGUGAUGACAGACCUCCAACAGGUGGCGGUUUGUCACAGCAGUUCGCUGGGACUUUAGGUGGUGGGAACCGUGUAUUUGGACCGGGAGGUCUGGGUGACACUGGAAUAGGGGCAUCAGACACCGGGCUCUCGGGCACUCGUUUGUUUCCAGGCAGUGGUAUGUCAACUGGUGGGCAGUGGCGUCCACAUUCUGCAAAUACACAAGAAACGGGCCCAUAUCAUGUGCGAUCUGAAAUCAUGCCGGAUCAGAAACAAAAAUUCUUACAACGGUACCAACAGACACAGCAAGGUCACUCUGCUGCUUCUCUACUUACAGGGGGAUCUCAGCUUUCAAGCUCCUCACUCAAGCAACCUCCUGGCCUUUCUGCUCCACAGGCGAAUCUUCUUCAGCAGGCCCAGCUACACAUAUUGCAGCAACAACAGCAGCAGAACUUGCAAAAUUCAAUGUUAGGAGCUUCUCAGAACUCAUCCACUCAAAGACAGACGUCACUUGGUUUGGUUACAAGCUCGCAGUCAUCUUCUCCUUCCUCUACACCUGUACCAGCACAUUUGUCGCAGGGGUUGUCAACAUCCUCCCCACAACAGUUUGCACAAUUGUCUUUAUCGUCUACGACUUCUCCAACUGAACAUGAUGCCAGCAGUAGAAGAAUGGAGUCAGCACAGCAACAGAUGCCUUCUCAGCUGCUUAAAUCAUCAGAAGACUCUGGUGCUGAUGUCGCAUCUCUGGGAUCAGCCUUCAGAAGUGGCAUGACAUUCAGUGAUGAUGAUCUAAAAAAUUCGGAUACCUUCGAUGUCUCCGGACCCAAAGAAGGUGACAGUUGGUAUGGCAAAUCUACUCUGCAGGUCGGGACACCGGGCUCACUCGCUGACUACAGUCAACAAUCUCGAGAUGCUGAUCUUGCACCAGGGCAGCAGAGUCACCAUCCACAAUCCUCUAUGAACCCAGGUGUUAUAGGACGGCGGAGUGUUCCAGAUCUUGGCGCAAUCGGGGAUAAUAUAGUCCCAUCUUUGGGACGCGAACAUUUUGUAGCACAACAUGAAGCUUUGGAGCAUGCUUUCAGAAACCUACCACUACCAAAGGAUUCAGAAAGGCCUAAGAGCUACACUCCGAGGCAUCCAACCAUUACUCCUGCUUCGUAUCCGCAAGUGCAAGCCCCAAUUAUCGAUAACCCAGGCCUUUGGGAACGACUAGACAAAGAUGUUCUUUUCUAUGCCUUCUAUUAUCAACAGGGUACUUACCAACAGUAUUUAGCAGCUCGGGAGCUAAAAAAGCAAUCAUGGCGGUACCAUAAAAAAUAUAACACUUGGUUUCAACGUCACGAAGAGCCCAAGGUUACUACAGAUGAGUAUGAAACUGGCACUUAUGUGUAUUUCGACUUCCACGUCGUCCACAAUGACUAUCAACAAGGCUGGUGUCAACGAAUCAAGACAGAGUUCACGUUUGAGUACUGUUAUCUCGAGGAUGAACUUGUUGUUUGAGGCUUCCAUGUGUUCGUGUUUCAUUCCAAUCAACAAGAAGUUUCUUUGUAAAUAGCUACACAUGUUGUGUAAAGACUAACCAUUCUAAGUGACAAGAUGUAUGCUUAUUCUUACCCGUGUAGCAUUCAAAAUAUGGAACAAAUUCUUGCAAUUGCUUGACACAUCAGUGUAA
Molecule: messenger RNA, 3638 nt
Organism: Physcomitrium patens
Lineage: Eukaryota; Viridiplantae; Streptophyta; Bryopsida; Funariales; Funariaceae
Source: RefSeq, a predicted model, not a curated record